Toxorhynchites rutilus septentrionalis is the source of this 2138-nucleotide messenger RNA. RefSeq names its product vacuolar protein sorting-associated protein 4 (gene Vps4). Gene Ontology annotation, molecular function: ATP hydrolysis activity; ATP binding. The transcript has 5 exons. The record is from RefSeq and is a predicted model, not a curated record. Gene Ontology annotation, biological process: vacuole organization; endosomal transport. Lineage: Eukaryota; Metazoa; Arthropoda; Insecta; Diptera; Culicidae. Bases 264 to 1595 code for a protein of 443 amino acids.
AAAUUCCUGUUGUCAAUCAAAUACGUCAUCUUUGUAGUUAUUUUCUCCGAACACUGCGCUAGGGGCUGUUGAAAUUUGAUAAAAACCAAGAAAAGCUGUAUUUGGUUCUAGAAUUACGCGUAGUUUAAUAAAUAUCCUGUGAAUUGCGAUAAGGCUAGGAGAAAGUUUUGUCAAUUUCGGGAUAGCAGUCAACUGACUGACCCACCUUUCCGUCCCCGUUGUCUGGAUUCAUGAAUCUCUACCAGUAGUACCCCAAGUGCGAAAUGGCUGCUGGAUCUACACUGCAAAAGGCGAUCGAUAUCGUCACGAAGGCUACCGAAGAGGAUCGCAAUAAGAACUACGAGGAAGCUUUACGCCUCUACGAGCACGGGGUGGAAUACUUUCUGCAUGCUAUCAAGUACGAAGCACAGGGUGACAAGGCGAAGGAUUCUAUUCGAGCGAAAUGUCUGCAGUAUUUGGAUCGGGCCGAGAAGCUCAAGGCUUAUCUGAAAAAGGGUAAGAAGAAGCCGGUGAAAGACGGUGGUAGCAGCUCGAAGGAUGACAAAGGCAGCAAGAAUAACGGCGACAGCUCCGACUCGGAUUCAGAUGACCCCGAGAAGAAGAAACUGCAGUCAAAGCUGGCGGGAGCGAUUGUGGUGGAAAAGCCACACGUCAAGUGGGCCGAUGUGGCCGGGCUGGAAGGUGCGAAGGAAGCCCUCAAGGAAGCGGUUAUUUUACCGAUCAAGUUUCCACAUUUGUUUACCGGCAAGAGAAUUCCCUGGAAGGGGAUUUUACUGUUCGGGCCUCCCGGAACCGGUAAAUCGUUUUUGGCGAAGGCAGUUGCCACGGAAGCAAAUAAUUCUACAUUUUUCUCUGUAUCCAGCUCGGAUCUGGUUUCGAAAUGGUUGGGUGAAUCGGAGAAAUUGGUGAAAAAUUUGUUCGAGCUUGCUCGUGCCCACAAACCCAGUAUCAUUUUUAUCGACGAAGUGGAUUCACUUUGCUCCUCCAGAUCGGACAACGAAAGCGAAAGUGCACGCCGCAUAAAGACAGAAUUUCUCGUGCAGAUGCAGGGUGUCGGCAGUGAUAACGAUGGAAUUCUGGUACUGGGCGCUACCAAUACCCCGUGGAUUCUGGAUUCAGCCAUCAGAAGACGAUUCGAGAAACGUAUUUAUAUUCCACUGCCGGAGGAGCAUGCCCGAUUGGUGAUGUUCAAGAUUCACCUGGGCAACACGGCACAUUGCUUAACGGAGGAAAAUCUUCGAACCUUAGCCAGCAAAACGGAUGGCUACUCUGGAGCUGACAUUUCGAUCGUGGUCAGAGAUGCACUGAUGCAACCGGUGCGAAAGGUGCAGGCCGCAACACAUUUCAAAAAGAUGACAGGUCCCUCCCCGCUAGACAAGGAAACCAUCUGUAAUGAUUUGCUGGUACCGUGUAGUCCAGGCGAUCCGGGCGCAAUCGAAAUGACUUGGAUGGAAGUGCCCAGCGACAAGCUAUCCGUUCCUCCGGUGACAAUGAGCGACAUUCUAAAAUCGCUGACAAGCACUAAACCGACUGUGAACGAAGAGGACAUGAAGAAGCUAGACAAAUUCACCGAGGACUUCGGACAGGAAGGCUAAACAACCGAGUAACUACUUAGCACUUAUUUUAUCAAACAACACAUCUCUCGUGACAUGCUACGAUUCCCAAUAUUAAUUAUUUCUCAUCCUGAAAAUUAUCACAGUCCCAUUUUUGAUGAAUACUGCUAUUGUUUUUUUUUGUGCUAAUGAGAGUGAAGAAAGAGACGCCUUCAAACACAAGCCUCAUAAUGUUUGCUUUCACCUUAAUGGAAUCGUGGUCGAUCAGAAUUUUCCGGUGUUUUUUUGCCGGUACUUUGGACCGGCACUUUUGUGAAAGUUAUGUUUCGCGCAGUAAAGAGUUAAACAGUGUAUAUUGAUUAAGAGUCCUAUUUUUUUCAAACUGACGAUGUAUUCGUAAUAUAUAAACGUUGGAAAAGUUAUAGGCAGUGCCGGUUUUGAGCCAGUAUUUAGCAUUCGGAAAGUCAUCCCAACCAGUUGAUCAACUGAUGUAGUUCUAUCUAUAUGUGCAGUCGACGGAAACAAGUUCAAAGGCUUUGGAUUAAUGAGUUCAAUAAAAGAUAAUACAUUGUUACUGCUGAGAAA